Messenger RNA from Anopheles bellator, 2971 nucleotides. Its product is annotated as reticulon-4 receptor-like 2. Gene Ontology annotation, molecular function: protein binding. Bases 257 to 1321 code for a protein of 354 amino acids. The record is from RefSeq and is a predicted model, not a curated record. NCBI's taxonomy places the organism in Eukaryota, Metazoa, Arthropoda, Insecta, Diptera, Culicidae. The transcript is spliced from 2 exons.
UCGAAACCGCCGGACCACCGUCCACCGGAUGUGCCGCCGAGAAGGAAGCACGCGGCCAAAGCGACCGCCCCACAACCUGUGAUAGCGAGCGAAGACGAGGACCCGGUUCCGACGGCGACGAACAGUGAUCGGUUUGAGCUGCAGCUGGUGUCCGCUUUUCUCGAGAGCACCCCACCCCGGGGCAACAUCGUCGGCCCGCGCCAGUUGCAUUCUGUCGCUCGCGGUAAGUUAGCGUGAAAAAUCGGAACGCGGCACAAUGGGCCGUUGGCAAGUGGUUCUCGCGGUGGCUGCAGUUUGUUCCGUGGCGGCCCCGCCGGCUCCCGGGCCGGCCCAGUGCGUGGAAACGUCCGAAGGUUACUGUGUGGUGGAGAAUGUGAUCGCACCAUACGGACCGUUUCCGGCGAACGCAACCGCCAUCUGGAUUCGCAACAGCACCCUGCCGACGGUCGAUCGCGCCCUGUUCGCUGCCCUGCCCACGGCCGAGAGUCUGAUGAUACACCGGCUGCAGGUGGAGCACCUCUCGCUGGACGGUUGUCCCCGGCUGGAGAUCCUCUUCGCGAGCUACAACGCGAUCGAACGGAUCGACGCCGUCGAAGGGCUGCCCCUACGGCAGCUACAUCUGUACCAGAACCGGCUCAAGGACAUUGGUGGCGUGCGCCGGCUGACUGCUCUCGAGCAGCUGUAUCUGCACGAAAAUCUGCUCGAAUCGAUCGCCCUCGAGCAGCUGGCACCGCUCGGGCAGCUGAAAAUCCUGACGCUCCAGCGCAAUCGGUUGACCACGCUCGGCGCCCUUCGUGAUCCGCCCCUGGUGAUGCCCCACCUGGAGCAACUGUUCCUGCAGUUCAACCAACUGCCCCACCUGGACACCAGCCUGUGGCGGAUGGAACGGUUACGUGCGCUGGAUCUGAGCCACAAUCGGCUCGGCUUUUUGCUGACCUUCCUGGAGGAGCUACCGUCGCUGCGGACCCUGGAGCUUCACCACAACCCCUGGAACUGUGCCUGGCUCGCCGGAAUGCUGGACCGGGCCGCCGGUCGCCAGAUGGCACCGGGCGUGCGGGAAGAUGAAUCGCAGUGCGCGGCAGGACCACUGCUCGAUGGGCGGCUUUGCUGUGCCGAAAACGCCACCGCUCCGGAUCCGAUGCUACUGCUCGUGACCCGCACCGGGAUCGUCGAUGAGCUGCAGCAGCAAGUCCGGGGUGCCCGACACCAGAUCGAUGCGCUCGAGGAACGGGAACGCAAACAGGACGCCCUGUUCCGCGGGCUGACGAAACGGUUGGACCAGAUCGAGCAGCUUUGUGCGGCCAACCGGCCAGAAGCAUAAGUCCGGCGUAUGCCCUGUGUUGUGUGUUGUUGUACCGCAAUGAGUUUAUUGGAACAAAGACCUAACUGUAAACAUGCAUCGGAGAGGCCGGGUCAGCGUUCACGAAGCGGUACGCCGUGUCGACGAUCUUCUCCAUCGGCGCGAUCCGUUGCUCGAGGGCCCGGUUGCUCGUGUCCAGCUGCGUCACCAGGGUCCGGAGCUGCGCGGCCCGUUCGCCCAAGCUGCGCAGCCGGCUCUCGUGCUGGUCGGUCCGACCGGCGUACACCCGGAUAGCCUUGCGCAGCCGAUCGACGAGGGUCCGCGCCAGGUCGAUGCUUAUCCCGAACGACCGCUGGUGGAUCGCAUCGAUCGACGGUGUAGGCCUCGUGUGCCGCCGGUGCAGAUCCUCCGCCGACUGCUGCAGGUCCGCCAGCGACCGCUUCACGGUGUCCGCUAGGCGCCCCAACCGAUCCGCUUCCUCCUUGACCGCGGCCUUCAGGUGGACGAGUGAGCUCUCGAGCUCCGCUUGCACGGCGGUGGCCCGCUCAAACGGCUCCCGCAGCUGAUGCUGCCAGUCGGAGAUCCGGUCCUUGCCCGUGUUCGUCUCCGUCUCGAACGCGUACUGCAAGAGAUCGAAGCGCCGCUGCAACCCGCUCAGCUCGUCCCAGUGCGCCCCGAACACGUCGGUUGAGAAGUCGUGCUCGGCUGGCUCGAAGCAGCAGACACUCUGUAGGUUCCGCAUCGAAAGCCGCUCACAGCGGGCGGGCUCGUCACGAUCACUGACCGUGACUCGCUGCUGCUCCUCAAAGUAGAGCUGCGCCUUGCUGAGCCAAUCGCAGCUCCACUCGUUCCCGGCGUACGAAAUACGCUUCAGGGCAGCUCCGAGGUCCUGCAGCUCGCCCUCCAACAGGUAGAGGUUGUUCCCGGACAGAUCGAGCGUGGUGAGCGAAUCCAGGUGCCAACCGGUGAACUUGAGCGUCACCAGCCUGUUCCCCGCCAGCGACAGGUGCCGCAGCUUGAGCAGUAGCGCCCCGUUGCCCCCCGGCACAUCCCCCAGUUCCACACUGAGCAGCUGGUUUGCGGCCAGCGAAAGGCUGUGCAGUUCGGUCAGGUUGGCGAAAUCCGACAGAAGGACCCUCUGGAGCAGGUUCCCGUCCAACGAGAGCACCCGCAGACGUUGGAACUUCCCGUCGAACCGGGGCACGGCCUGCAGUCGGUUGUGGGUUAGCACCAGGGAGCUGAGCUGGUGGUCAACACCACCCGGCUCAAAGUCCACCGCCUCCAGACCGCUGCCGUUGACGGUGACGUGCCGCAGACCGCUCCAGAUCGUAACGUUCCGGAUGGCCAUCGCGCUGAGGGUGAGAUCCUGCACGGUGGGUAGUUUCCGGGCCAGUUCCAGCGAAAAGUGCGGUAUCUGGCCACCCUCCAUACUGAGCACCGGUUGGUCCGCGUCGAACGAAGCAUUCCGGACGGAUUCGUCCGUCAGAAGCUGAACAUCCUUCAGCACACACGCUCGAUCGGCCUUGGUGGUGGCCGGCUCACAGCCGUAGUGGACAGCCUGGACGGUGGCUAGGGCCAGAACCAACGCAACCACACUGCUGCUGACGAGAUGGAACGGAAGCGCCAAUCAGUACCCGUGACGUACCUACGUAAUGUGGUACCUACCAGAGC